CUAGCAUACUUUGUGCAAAUAAGACCUCUUAAAGUGGACGAAUGAAUUCCAGGGUGAAACAGAAGGCUGAAACAGACAAAUCUUUGGCUGCAAAGGCUUCUGCAAGUAAUUCAAAUGGCCCAUUCCAGAGACAGACCCUUAAGAUGAUACAGCCAUCAAUUACAGGGUGUCUUGUCGGCAGGGCAAAUGAGCCGGUCCAAUCAUCAACCAAGGGGAAACUCUGGAGUGAGCAGUCUGUCCCAAACAGUUCCAAACCUGCUUCUGCAACAGCAUCAGAACACAGAACCACUAAAGGUGUCGUCCAAGCUUCUGACCUCAUGGUAAAAGGCAAUCCUUCAUCUGCGUAUUGGAAGGAGGUGGCUGAAGAGAGGAGGAAAGCUCUAUAUGGGGUGUUGCAAGAAAAUGAAAAGCUGCACAAAGAAAUUGAAUUCAAAGAUGGUGAAAUUGCUCGUCUAAAGCAAGAGAAUGAAGAGUUGGCGGAGCUGGCUGACCAUGUGCAAUAUAUGGCAAACUUGAUUGAGCGACUAACUGAACAGGCACCGGGAAGCCUUAAGACACUGAAAAAUCUAGACCUGGAGGAAACUGUAUAUGAAGAUGAAGGCCCUCCUACAGAAGAUGAUUUGGAUGGUGAUUCUGAACAGGAAUGUUCCCAGAUCUCUUCUACAGAUCUACAUCCAUGUGAAACUAGUAAUCCUUAA
Euleptes europaea (tarantolino) is the source of this 698-nucleotide messenger RNA. RefSeq names its product geminin DNA replication inhibitor (gene GMNN). The record is from RefSeq and is a predicted model, not a curated record. Lineage: Eukaryota; Metazoa; Chordata; Lepidosauria; Squamata; Sphaerodactylidae. The transcript is spliced from 6 exons. Gene Ontology annotation, biological process: negative regulation of DNA replication; negative regulation of cell cycle. Bases 42 to 698 code for a protein of 218 amino acids. Gene Ontology annotation, cellular component: nucleus.